AUGGCAGUCACGAACAAGUUCUUGAUCACUGUAAUUAUAAUCAAUGGAUUGUUUUUAUCUCCUUCUCAGUCUCUAGUGAAAGAAAGAGAAGAUGAUUCUAAUGAUCCAUCUUCUCUCCAUUGUUAUUUUCUUUGUGGGUUGAAGACAAAACUCCCAAGGGCCCCUGCCCCAUUACCACCGCCACCUCCGCCGCGAAAUUCUCCUUGUCAUCAAAGUCCUCCUCCUCCGAUUUCACCACCACUACCACCGCCACUAUUACCAUCACCGCCACUAUUACCAUCACUUCCACCACCAUUAUAUAUGCGACCACCUCCACCACCGCCGCCAAGAAGAGGACCACCUUCAUCACCACGAAGAUCACAUGCGCCGCCGCCACCACCACAAAGAGCUAAUUCAAACAUGAGCAGCAGGAAGAACAUUUUAAUGGCGGAAGCUGUUGAUGUUCAUCAUGAUGAAGAUCAUAGCGUUGAAAGUUCUGCAAACUAUUAUCAGUUGCAUCCUCAAAUGAAAUGGGUUCUGAGUAGGAGAGGAAUCGGAAACUUUCCGAGACGGCCGCCUUCUCCGAUGCCAAAUCAAGGAGCUCAACAAGUUAUGCCUCCCCCAUCCGUGCCUAUCUAG
This is a messenger RNA of Carica papaya (papaya), 618 nucleotides long. NCBI's taxonomy places the organism in Eukaryota, Viridiplantae, Streptophyta, Magnoliopsida, Brassicales, Caricaceae. The record is from RefSeq and is a predicted model, not a curated record.